Spinacia oleracea (spinach) is the source of this 646-nucleotide messenger RNA. RefSeq lists its product as uncharacterized. The record is from RefSeq and is a predicted model, not a curated record. The coding region runs from base 43 to 396 and encodes 117 amino acids. The transcript has 2 exons. NCBI's taxonomy places the organism in Eukaryota, Viridiplantae, Streptophyta, Magnoliopsida, Caryophyllales, Amaranthaceae.
UAUCGCUGGGGCGAUUUGGGCUAUGCGACGCUCGUCGGCCAGAUGAGUUUGGCGGUGCGCGACUCGGACCCGAGUAGACGUCACUUUGUGAUUACAUUAGCGGGAGUGCCGCGUUUGAUCGAGCUGUGGGCCUUUGAGCACUUACCUUGGCUGGCUCCCCGAAAGGGGCAGAGGCCUUUGGAGUUCCCUGUCGGUCGCCGUUGGGGUUGGAAGAAGAAGCUGACAGUGCAUCCACCGCCCGAUACCGUGUGGGAUCUUAUUCGGGACGGGAACCCUGAGCAUGUACAGAAUCUUAUCCUCUAUCUCAUAUUUCGUCAUUCUUUUUAUUUUCUACAUGCGAGAUCUGACCGUGUUUGUACAAAAACAGGUGGUUUGGACCCCAUGGCUCUCUUUUAGGGGUACUCAUGCUUCGGUCAGGGAUAGUUAUGCCCUGAGCCAGAUGCGGGUUUUGUUCGUUGGCCGCCGGGACCCUGUCUGGUACCUGGGAGAGCGGGUACGUAUGCAGACGGUCGGGGCUUUUUCGGUGCCUAGGCCUCCGCCUGGGACCAUGUUGUCUACUCGCUCGAUAGGUGAGUCGUGGAGGGUCCACUAGAGGACUGGCGUGCCGGCGACGGAGUUGGUGAUAGAGGGAGCUAGCUAUCAUCAG